Lepus europaeus (European hare) is the source of this 6966-nucleotide messenger RNA. RefSeq names its product PR/SET domain 2 (gene PRDM2). Gene Ontology annotation, molecular function: histone methyltransferase activity; protein binding; RNA polymerase II transcription regulatory region sequence-specific DNA binding. Gene Ontology annotation, biological process: regulation of transcription by RNA polymerase II. Lineage: Eukaryota; Metazoa; Chordata; Mammalia; Lagomorpha; Leporidae. The record is from RefSeq and is a predicted model, not a curated record. Gene Ontology annotation, cellular component: nucleus.
UCGGCGCUCUGAGGCGCGGGGCGCGGCGGGCGCAGGGCUCAUGUAAUCAAAGAAGUUUCUUUGUUGUGUGUAUCUUUACAGAACACAACAGGAAUUGAAAAUGAAUCAGAACACUGCCGAGCCUGUGGCAGCCGCAGAGUCGCUGGCCGAGGUGCCUGAACAUGUGCUGCGAGGACUUCCCGAGGAAGUGAGGCUCUGCCCGUCUGCCGUGGACAAGACCCGGAUUGGUGUCUGGGCCACUAAACCAAUUUUAAAAGGCAAAAAGUUUGGGCCAUUUGUUGGCGAUAAGAAAAAAAGAUCUCAGGUGAAGAAUAAUGUAUACAUGUGGGAGGUGUAUUAUCCGAACCUGGGAUGGAUGUGCAUCGACGCCACCGACCCGGAGAAGGGCAACUGGCUGCGCUACGUGAACUGGGCUUGCUCGGGAGCAGAGCAGAACUUGUUUCCGCUGGAGAUCAACAGAGCCAUCUACUACAAGACGUUGAAGCCAAUCGCGCCGGGCGAGGAGCUGCUGGUCUGGUACAAUGGGGAAGACAACCCCGAGAUAGCAGCUGCGAUUGAGGAAGAGCGAGCCAGCGCCCGGAGCAAGCGGAGCUCCCCGAAGAGCCGCAAAGGGAAGAAAAAGUCCCAGGAAAAUAAAAACAAAGGGAACAAAGCCCAAGACACACAGCUGAAGAGUAGUGAGCCGGACCCCAGCUCUGCAAGCAUGAGAGAUUCUGCAGAAGGGCCUAAAGAGGAGGAAGAGAAGCCGUCGGCCUCCGUGCUCGAGCCCCCAGCUGUCCUCGUGGAGGUGGCGUGUCACGAUGCGCUUCCAGAGCGGACCGGCCCUGCCCCUGCCCGGGAGCCGCAGCCAGAGCCAGACGGGAAACUAGAAGCCACAAAUUGUGAUGUGCAGGAUUUGGAAGAAGAGGAGGAGGAGGAGGAGGAGGAGGAAGAGGAGGAGGAGGAGCUAGAGGAAGAGGGGGAGGAAGAAGCUGACAUGCCAAAUGACAGUUCUGGGCAGGAGCCAGAGAUACGGUGUGAUGAGAAGCCGGAAGAUUUGUUAGAUGAACCAAAAAACAGUUCAGCAGAAACUCUUGAAGACUCUCCAGAGGCAACGCCCGUGAGCAGCACCCCCAGAACUAGAGAAGAGGCCAAUGGUGACGUGCUGGAAGUGUUCAUGUUUCCAUGCCAGCACUGCGAGAGGAAGUUCACGACCAAGCAGGGCCUCGAGCGGCACAUGCACAUCCACUUGGCCACGGUCAGCCACGCCUUCAAGUGCAAGUACUGUGGGAAAGCCUUCGGCACGCAGAUCAACAGGCGGCGGCACGAGCGUCGCCACGAGGCAGGGCUCAAGCGGAAGCCCAGCCUGACGCCACAGCCGCUGGAGGAGCUGGCUGAUGGCAGAGGGUCCGGAGACGGUGCUGCUCCCGCGGACGAGGCGCCUCCUCCCCGCCUGGGGCAGGACUGUCCCGUCUUGAACUCAGAAAAAGCUGCCCAAGAAACAGCGAACUCUUCUGUAGCGGAAGAGAACGGGGAAGUUAAAGAACUGCAUCCAUGCAAAUACUGUAAGAAGGUUUUCGGAACUCACACCAACAUGAGGCGGCAUCAGCGUCGGGUGCACGAGCGCCACCUGAUUCCCAAAGGCGUGCGGCGGAAAGGGGGCCAGGAGGAGCCACAGCCUCCGGCCGAGCAGGCCCCGCCCACGCCCAGCGUCUACGUGCCCAGCACAGAGCCCGAGGAGGACGGGGAGGCGGAUGACGUGUACAUCAUGGAUGUCUCCAGCAAUAUCUCUGAGAACUUGAACUACUACAUCGAUGGUAAGAUCCAGACCAGCAACAGCACUAGCAACUGUGACGUGAUCGAGAUGGAGUCGAACUCGGCAGAGCUGUACGGUAUAAACUGCCUGCUCACGCCCGUCACGGUGGAGAUCACGCAGAGCAUAAAGCCCACGCAGGUCCCCGUGACGGAUGAUCUUUCUAAAGAGCCGUCCAGCAGCACGGCCUGUGAGGCCAAGAAGCGGAGGACCGCGAGUCCUCCGGUGCUACCCAAGAUCAAAGCCGAGACGGACGCCGAGCCCGUGGCCCCCUCGUGCUCCCUGACGCUGCCCCUCAGCGUGGCAACCGCGGAGACGGCGGCGGUGUCCUUCCAUAAAGAGAGGAGCGUGUACCUGUCGUCCAAGCUCAAGCAGCUGCUGCAGACGCAGGAGAAGCUGGCUCCUCCCGCCGGGAUUUCAGCCACAGAAAUCCCCAAAUUAGGCCCCAUCUGUGUGUCUGCCCCCGCGUCCAUGCUGCCCGUGAGCGCGAGUAGGUUUAAGAGGCGGACCAGCUCUCCUCCCAGUUCCCCACAGCACAGCCCGGCCCUUCGAGACUUCGGAAAGCCGGGCGAUGGCAAAGCCGUGUGGCCGGACGCCGUUCUGACGUCCAAGAAGUCCAAGCUAGAAGGUCGCAGCGACUCCCCGGCGUGGAGUUUGUCUGGGAGAGAGGAGAGAGAAGCCGGGAGCCCCCCGGGCCUUGAUGAGUACAGGAUCCCCAAGGAGUGGGCGGCCAGCUCCACUUUCAGCAACGUGUGCAACCAGCAGCCACUGGACUUGUCCAGUGGCGUCAAACAGAAGGCCGAUGGGGCGGGCAGGGCCCCAGUGCCGUGGGAAUCGGUGUUAGACCUCAGUGUGCAUAAAAAGCCUGGCAGUGACCCCGAAGGCAAGGAAUCCAAAGAAAAUCACGUGGUGCAGCCCACAUGCAGCGCCGCCCGGAAGAAGAAGCCCACCACCCGCAUGCUGCAGAGGGUCCUCCUCAACGAGUACAGUGGCAGUGACGCACCGGCAGACGGUGCCGCCGCCGCCGCCAGGAGCCCAAGUCCCUGCAGAUCCCUCGGUGCCCAGCCAGACCCCGACCUCGGCCCUGACUCUGGCUUCUCUGCCCCUCCUGUUGAGCCCCCGCCUGACGUUUGUCCGUCGUCGCCGGCCCUGCAGGCGUCCUCCCUGCCCUCGAGUCAGCUGCCACCUCUCCUGACGCCCACAGCCCCCUCGUCCCCUCCAGCCUGUCCUCCCGUGUUAACCAUCGCCACCCCGCCCCCUCCCCUCCUUCCCACCGCCCCCCUCCCAGCCGCCCCUCCCAGUGCAUCUCCUCAUCCGUGCCCCUCUCCACUCUCGAGCGCCACCACACAGUCUCCACUGCCUGUCCUGUCCCCGACAGUGUCGCCCUCGCCUUCCCCCGUCCCCCCCGCGGGGCCUCUCACGUCUGCCGCGUCACCCGGGCCUCCCACGCUCUCCUCUUCCUCCUCUUCCUCCUCAUCCUUCUCUUCCUCGCCUUCCUCCUCCUCCUCUUCCCCUUCCCCUCCACCUCUCUCGGCCGUGUCGUCUGUUGUCUCCUCUGGUGACAACCUGGAGGCCUCUCUCCCCCUGGUAACUUUCAAACAGGAGGACCUGGAGGGUGCAGGUCCAAAACCCAGGGAAGAGCCGCAGGCCGCCCCGGAGCAGACAUUCAACAAGAACUUUGUCUGCAAUGUCUGUGGAUCGCCUUUUCUCUCCAUUAAGGACCUCACCAAACAUUUAUCUGUCCAUGCUGAAGAGUGGCCCUUCAAAUGUGAAUUCUGUGUGCAGCUUUUUAAGGAUAAAUCAGAUCUGUCCGAGCACCGCUUCCUGCUCCACGGAGUUGGGAAUAUCUUUGUGUGUUCCGUUUGUAAAAAGGAGUUUGCGUUCUUGUGCAAUUUGCAACAGCACCAGCGGGACCUGCACCCGGAUGAGGUGUGCACGCACCACGAGUUUGCAAGUGGGACCCUGCGGCCGCACAACUUCACGGACCCCAGCAAGGCCCACGCGGAGCACAUGCGGAGCCUGCCCGAGGAGCCCUCGGCCGCCGCCAAGGAGGAGGAGGAGCUGAAUGAUUCCUCUGAGGAGCUGUACACCACCAUAAAGAUCAUGGCCUCUGGGAUCAAGACAAAGGACCCCGACGUGCGGCUGGGCCUCAACCAGCACUACCCCAGCUUCAAGCCGCCUCCCUUCCAGUACCACCACCGCAACCCCAUGGGCAUCGGCGUGACGGCCACCAACUUCACCACGCACAACAUCCCGCAGACGUUCACCACGGCCAUCCGCUGCACCAAGUGUGGCAAAGGCGUCGACAACAUGCCCGAGCUGCACAAGCACAUCCUGGCCUGUGCCUCUGCGAGUGACAGGAAGCGGUACACCCCGAAGAAGAACCCCGUGCCCUUGAAACAGACCGUGCAGCCCAAGAACGGUGUGGUCGUGUUGGACCACCCGGGGAAAAAUGCCUUCCGGCGCAUGGGGCAGCCCAAGAGGCUGAACUUCAGCGUGGAGCUCAGCAAGGCGGCCUCGAGCAAGCUCACGCUGAACGCGCUGAAGAGGAAGAACCAGCUGGUGCAGAAAGCCAUCUUGCAGAAGAACAAGUCGGCCCGGCAGAAGGCCGGCCUGGGGGGCGCCGCCGAGCCCGCCGCCCACGUGUGCCCCCACUGCAGCCGCGAGUUCACCUACGUCGGAAGCCUGAACAAGCACGCCGCCUUCAGCUGCCCCAAAAAACCCCUCUCUCCCUCCAAAAAAAAAGCUUCCCAUGCCUCCAAGAAAGGUGGCCACUCGUCCCCCGCAGGGGCUGACAAGGGCGGCGGCAGCCACCGGCGACGGACGGCGGACACCGAGAUCAAGAUGCAGAGCACGCAGGCGCCUCUGGGCAAGACGCGCGCUCGCAGCUCGGGGCCCGCCCAGGUGCCGCUGCCCUCCUCGUCCUUCCGGGCCAAGCAGAACGUCAAGUUCGCCACUUCUGUGAAGUCCAAGAAGCCGACCUCCUCAUCUUUAAGGAACUCCAGCCCGAUAAGGAUGGCUAAAAUAAGCCACGUGGAAGCCAGAAAACCCAGGGCCGUGGCCAAGAAUCACUCUGCUCAGCUCUCCGGCAAGGCGUCCCGCAGCCUGCACGCGAGGGCGCAGAAAAGCAAAGCUGUGCUGCAAAGCGAAUCCGCCCUGGCGAGCAAGAAAAGAACAGACCGCUUCGCCGUGAAGUGCAGAGAGCGGAGCGGGGGGCCCAUCACCAGGAGCCUGCAGCUGGCCGCUGCCGCCGACUCCGGUGACGGCAGGAGAGAGGACGGCAGCGCCAGGCAGGAGCUGAAGGACUUCAGUUACAGCCUCCGCGUGGCGUCGCGGUGCGCCCCCGCCGCGGCCCCGUACAUCACCAGGCAGUGUAGGAAGCUCAAGGCCCCGGCUGCAGCCCAGCUCCAGGGACCCUUCUUCAAGGAUUAGCGCUGCACCUGUGCCCUGACAGCACCGGAAGUGACUUGGAAUCAGUGAAGCCAAAGGGACCGGCAGGCUGCCCUGCAGGGAGUACCGACCUACCCCAGCUGUGCGUGUGCGUGUGCUGUGGUCUCUGUGCUGACCGCUCAGCUGUGCGUGCGUGCGUGGGUGCAUGGGUGCGUGGUCUUCGAAGGGUCCUGAGCCCGGGGAGGCAGGGAGGUGACCAGCCUCUAGGGAGACCCCGGGACUGUGGCUGCAGCUCUGCCUCCCGUCAGGGCGGGGCCUCUCCUACUAUGCAAUUUUUCAAGAGCUCCUUGACCUUGUUUUUUGCUUCUCAAGUUAUGUUUCGCCACUGCAGGGACUCCGGUCCGGCCCUGGGGGUCAGCUCCGGUCCCGUCCCAGGAAGACCUCCCGACCUUUCCAAGGAGGCCAAUCCCCAGGGCCCCCUCCCUCUCCCUGCAGCACCCACGGGAGGCAGCACGCCACUUAGGCCGAGUGCACACCCUUGGUCUGAGCCCUUGGAAAACCCCGUCUGCUGCCCAAGCAACCCGAGCUGCUGGCUCUUGGGUCAUUUCCAGAUUUGAAGUUCCAGUCGGUUCCUCGCUCUUGAAUCUUUGCAGAGAACCCCUAAACGAGCAGGUGCAUCCGCGAACAAAAUCUCAUUGCCGUUCACCUUGGCGGGGGGAGGGCAUCUCCUGGGCCAUCGCUUGCCCAUCUGGGUUGGACACCUGUGAGUGAGCUUUGGAAAGCAACCGCAAAGGGAAGCAGCUAGAACAUCAGGGAAAUGAGAAACUUGGGAGGACUCAAAGCACAGGGGGAGGAAGAUGGUGGCCACGUGUGGCCUGCCUGGGAGGGACAGGCGGGGCCCUGCGUGUCUGGGAGACACAGGUGCGCUGAGUUCGGAUCCAGUGCAGUGAGGUCCGUGGGUUUUGUGCCUUUGGGGCAGACCCCAGCGAGGAUGUCCGAGACCACUUUGGGGCUGUCUUCUCAGUGCCGUCCUCGGUGACUUACGAAGCCCGGCGUGGGAGGAGGGGACUCGGGGCGGGCGGGGCAGGAGUUCCUGAGUGUGGAAGGGAUGCUUUUCUUUCAGGGCUACUACGGUUGAUCCCACAACUCUGUAAAUAUGUACGUAGACAACUUUUCAAAGCACGUAUUUAUGUCCCCCACUGUAAAUGCCCCCUUUAUAAAGUUUUAUAACUUGUGUUAUUUAAUGAAUCGGUCGACUGGCUGCAGAGUGGGGUCUGUCAUGGUCCAGGACAAGGGACUUGUGGGAUCCCCACGUGGGCAGAGAGGUGCACGCGUCUUUGGCCGGCGUCGCCGUCUUCCUGGGCCCUGCUCCGCUCAGAACCGCUGUUGGUUUUUCUGUCACAAACUGGAAUUGCUGGGCCCACUGUUCCCGUCCACCUCGCAGGCAUGGAAGGUGCUGGCCGCUCCUUCCCCUCACCAUCCGAUUCCAUGCCGGACACGUCCACCCUCUGUGUCCUGGAAGGCGUCUCCCCUUUCAGCACUAAGGAAAGCUCCCGGACCCAAAGCCUUCCGGGGUCACCUUUGUUUGGCCAGAGGUGAACCCAGGAAGAUGGCGCUGGGGGCACUGUGUCCUGCGUGUGCAGGCGUGGUGGCCGCCCUCGCCCCCGGCCCAGGAGCUCCGUGUGGCUGGUGACAGUGGGGUGGGGUGAGGGGAUUGCGGGAGAAGACGGUGCUCGCUGUGUCUGCCAUAUGAAGAGAUGAACAAUAAAAGCGUGGAGAGAGAC